Molecule: messenger RNA, 4191 nt
Organism: Poecilia latipinna (sailfin molly)
Lineage: Eukaryota; Metazoa; Chordata; Actinopteri; Cyprinodontiformes; Poeciliidae
Product: serine/threonine-protein kinase 38
Exons: 14
Coding region: 57-1526 (489 amino acids)
Biological process (GO): protein phosphorylation
Molecular function (GO): protein serine/threonine kinase activity; ATP binding
Source: RefSeq, a predicted model, not a curated record
GGGUUGGAGCCGCUAGGUGUCUUACUGAGUUCAAAGACCGGGCGAUCGCCGCCCUCAUGAUCAGUAGAACAAGAGAGAGAGCGCAGAUACCGCACCUUCGAUCAAGACGAAGUAUGGCGAUGACUGGCCAGAGCUCGUGCUCUUCGAUGAGUAACCACACCAAGGAACGGGUCACCAUGGCCAAAGUGACCCUGGAGAACUUCUACAGUAACCUCAUUGCUCAGCAUGAGGAGAGGGAGAUGAGACAGCAGAAGCUGGAGAAGGUGAUGGACCAGGAGGGGCUGGCUGAUGAAGAGAAACGUAUCCGGCGUUCUGAGCAUGCCCGGAAGGAAACAGAGUUCCUGCGUUUAAAACGCACUCGGCUGGGACUGGAGGACUUCGAGUCCCUGAAGGUGAUUGGCAGAGGAGCAUUUGGAGAGGUUCGCCUGGUGCAGAAAAAAGACACGGGUCACGUCUACGCCAUGAAGAUACUCCGUAAAGCUGACAUGUUGGAGAAAGAACAGGUGGGCCACAUCCGUGCUGAGCGGGACAUUCUGGUGGAAGCAGACAGCCUGUGGGUGGUGAAAAUGUUCUACAGUUUCCAGGACAAGAUGAACCUCUACCUCAUCAUGGAGUUUCUCCCUGGAGGAGACAUGAUGACUCUGUUGAUGAAGAUGGACACUCUGUCAGAGGAAGCCACUCAGUUCUACAUUGCCGAGACGGUGCUGGCCAUCGACUCCAUCCACCAGUUGAGCUUCAUCCACAGAGACAUCAAACCUGACAACUUGCUGCUGGACGCCAGAGGUCACGUGAAGCUGUCGGACUUCGGCUUGUGCACCGGGUUGAAGAAGGCUCACCGCACAGACUUCUACAAAAACCUGAACCACAGCCUGCCCAGUGACCUCAGUAAGCAAACCUUUCAGAACAUGAACUCUAAGAGGAAAGCCGAGACCUGGAAGCGGAACAGGAGGCAGCUGGCGUUUUCCACAGUGGGAACCCCAGAUUACAUCGCUCCUGAGGUCUUCAUGCAGAACGGAUACAACAAGCUGUGUGACUGGUGGAGCCUUGGUGUCAUCAUGUAUGAGAUGCUGAUAGGGUACCCUCCGUUCUGCUCCGAGACGCCUCAGGAGACCUACAGGAAGGUGAUGAACUGGAGAGAGACGCUCACCUUUCCCCCAGAAGUGCCAAUAUCAGAGAAGGCUAAAGACCUCAUUCUCAGGUUCUGCUGUGAGGAGGAGCACAGGAUCGGUGCUGUCAGCGUGGAGGAGAUCAAGUCCAACCCAUUCUUUGAGGGGGUGGACUACGACCACAUCAGAGAAAGACCUGCUGCCAUUCCCAUAAACAUCAAAAGCAUUGAUGACACAUCCAACUUCGACGAGUUCCCCGACUCGGACAUCCUCACUCCAACUACCACCCAAGUGUCCAAUCACAGCGAGGCUGACCUGAAGAACAAGGACUGGGUCUUCAUCAACUACACCUACAAGCGUUUUGAGGGUCUGACGGCUCGAGGAGCCAUCCCAUCCUACAUGAAGUCAGGGAAGAGAUGACUGGCUGGAAGCGGACCCUGAAGGAGUGCUGUUGCUGCUGCUGUGUGUGUGUGUGUUAACACAUACACACACACACCUCUGCUCAGUUAUCAGAGCAGCAGCCAGCAGAGAACCAAUACAGCGCAUCCUCAUUCAUUGCUUUCCAUAGGAACCUUCAUGGAAACUUGCUGCCUUCACUUUAGUCCAAGCUUCUGAGGGUACCUCUCCACUUCCCGUUGAACUGAGAUGAGUCAGACUUUCUUCCUCUGCACCGGGGAAUGGUGCAUUUUGUCUCCUGGUAACCAGCAUCAUUACAUUCCCUCUCUGUACCAGCAUCGUUUGGCUCAGAUCUACCAAGGGCUCUUCCUCCAGACGGGAGCGUUCUCUUCUAGGCCCACUCUGGGGGCUUCAUCAGCUCAGACAUCGUAUCGAGUCAUCGCUUUGAAGUGAACCGGACGCUCUUCAGGGAUCCUGUCCUCAUUCUUUUCUUCAACAUCACCUAACCAAAGACUGAAAGGACUUCUGCACCAUCUUCCUCUUGGAACUUUUCUUUUUCUAAACUUCCAACUUUGUAUUUUUCUAGGAUCCAGAUUUGCACGAUUUUGCUCUUUAACGAAUGCAAAAAGUGGGCGAAUUAUGCAUUUUGUGGAACAAACACAAGGUCUUGUUACAUUUUUGUGAUGAAGCAUGUAAACUUCAGCACCUUAGGUGAAGUGGCUGAAGCUCCAGCACAGCUAGCACCGUCCCCAGCCUGCUAGAUCCCGCAUUGUGUAAAAGCUUUUUAAAAAAUAUUACCUUUUAAUAAUAAGUAGGGGGACUUCAUUAUUUUAAAAUGGGUUAAUGGCGUCGCUAUGAAAACGAGAGGCUUUCAUAGUUCAGGUCCUGGUUGAAGAAGCUUCAAUAAAAUAAAAAGAAAAAAGAUAAAUACUCUUCUACCAUUCUUCUUUACUUUCAAGAAGUGACAUCAGAUCCCAGAUCAGCUUAUACACACGUGAACGCAUUUCAGUAAACGUACAGCUUAGACUUGCUCGUCGCCUAGGAAACCGCUUGUCUGUUUCCUUCUAGCUGAGAAGCUCUUCCAGCAGAACGUUCUCACACACACGCACACACACACGGACACCUCUGACCCUGCUGUUCUCCAACAAUUCAUCUAAGGGGUUCAGUUAAUUUAAAACGGUUCAUUUGACUCAUUGAUAAAUGGCUAAUUGGAGCUAAUUAAUAAACCUGUAAAGAGAUUAAGAAAAAACAAAACUCUACUUUGACUUGUUUUGACCUAAGAGAUAAAUUUCUGGGUUUUAUUAACCACAAGAAGUAAAACACGUCCAGUCAGGCUCAGACUUACUCACCCUGGCAGGUUCCGAUUUAACGUGAUCUCAACGGGACGUGACUCUGACAGAACCAAAGAUUAGGGUGAUGGAGCAGAAGGCCGUGAAGCUCCUCCAUAAAAAUCAGAAACACCUGGAAGCGAAAACACGUAGAAGCUGGUCAACAAAUAUAAAUAGAGCCAGUUAAGCCUAUUCCAUUGAUUGAAAAAGCCUUUGUUUUUCUUUUUUGUUAAACUGCAAGACAUUUUUAUUUUAUCUCCCAUUUUAGUGGCUCUGCUACAGGAAGUGCCUGUGCCCAAUCAUAAACCAUAAUCCUAAAGCAAACAUAAGAUCUACCAGUAAAUCUGUUGGGUAUAUUAAUAAUUUUUAACGUAACUAUAUGUGAAAUGAACCCCCUAAAGAAAAAUGUUGGUUCCACAUGCAGAGAGUUCCCCCUUUCUGCUGCUUUAACCUCUAACUGGUCACAACAUCGCAGUCGUUCUCUACCUGCUCACGUUAGCUUAGCUAGCUGGAACGUUAGCUGAGGGUCCAGCUGUGUCGAGCUGUCGGGUCGCCUCACUGAGGAUCUGCACAUGUUGCUGGUUUGUUCCUAAGAAAUCCUCCUGAGCAUUCGCUUCAAGCACAGCAACGAACAUCCAGUCUGGAUGUUUCUUUAGUAGCACAGGGCUGAAGACUUUCCAGUGAACACAAUAUCCAAUAUGCUGUCUUAUUUUAUUUUAUUUUUUACAAAUGAAUGUAAAUUUUUGCAGUUUGAUUUUUAGUUUCACUCACAGGAGUUUAAAUAUGUUGCUGUAAGUGAAGCCUGGACCACGUAUGUUUUCAUUUUAUUUGGACUUUGACACUUUAAGUUAUGAGGUGAAGAUCUGUUGAAGCCCAUUUCCGCCCGGUGACACCAGCAGACGCAGGAAGUAGGAAAUGCUUUUAUUUUUGUCAAAUGUUUUGAGUUUUCCCCACAUAAAAAAGUGACAAAGAAACCCAAAUGAAAAAUGUUUAGAAGGUGACAAUCUGAUAUUUCCAGAUAUGUAAAGAGAGAACGUUAAGUGACCUACAACGUGUAUCUUUUAGUCUAAUUUCCAACUUCUUUUUUAAAAUCUAUCCAGUCCAGCAGGAAUGGUCUUCCAUAUCAGUUGCGCUAUAGUGUGUUCAGGUAGAGUGUAUAGAUGGGAAGCAGCACAUUAUACAGUGUUUUAGAGAAGCAUGUGGUGGAGCUUUUUAUUUAAUUAUAUAUAUAUAUAUAUAUAUAUAUAAAUAUAAAUCUAUUUUUUAAACUGCUUGUGCUGUUGAAGAGCUUGUUCUUUUCAGGCUGUAACCAAACAGCAACAUGUACGCUGAAAGCAAUACAGCACAUGGAGUGAUUUCUG